AUGGUAAAUGAAUUAUUACAACCGAUGGCCAGUCAUAGCAAAACAAAGCAAACAAGUGAUGGUAACUAUAAAACCCAAUUCAUUGAGAUGUCAGCCAUAGGUUCGGGUAGUUUUGGGACAGUAUUUAAAGUAAAGCAUAGAUUGGAUGAUAAGAUAUAUGCCGUUAAAAGAGUACAAUUUGGG
Messenger RNA from Medioppia subpectinata, 183 nucleotides. The record is from the annotation of a GenBank genome assembly. Lineage: Eukaryota; Metazoa; Arthropoda; Arachnida; Sarcoptiformes; Oppiidae.